AAUUCUCCAUCACCCUCUUAUAAAUAGACGGCUGACAGAGAUCAUCCAUUUGUGGCUCCUAACCGAACUGAUGAUACAGAGAAGGAAGACUUCCACACUCAGUGUCACAUGAUUUAAAAAAAUUCCCCAUCACCCCCUUAUAAAUAGACGGCUGACAGAGAUCAUCCAUUUGUGGCUCCUAACCGAACUGAUGAUACAGAGAAGGAAGACUUCCACACUCAGUGUCACAUGAUUUAAAAAUAAGUCCACAUCACCCCCUUAUAAAUAGACGGCUGACAGAGAUCAUCUAUUUGUGGCUCCUAACCGAAUUGAUGAUACAGAGAGGGAAGACUUCCAUACUCAGGGCAAACAAGGACUGAGGAGCAUCAGGAGUCAGUCUAGAUCAACACCUAUCAAAAAAAUGAAUAAUCUGUUUCACAAACUUCAUCUUGAAGUCAGGCAUCUCAAUAACAUGAGACCUGCAGAUAUUCUUCAGAUAACUGCACAUUCUUUAGAAACCAAUGAAUCUUGUACUGAAGAGGAGCUGAUUCAGACUUUCAUUCAAAAACUAUUGAUGAUGAACUACAGAGCAAGAUACAUUAAAACUAAAGAGACCAGUAAACAGGUUCAAACAAAACAAAGAGACUCGUUUGAAACAAGGAGUGAAAAUGUCCAUGAUAUUUUUGAAAGAAUGUCUUUGACAAACAAAGGAACAAGUCAAUCUGAGCAAAUACACCCGAUGGAUGUUCAGAUGGCCGUGUUUCAUUGUGCCGAUGGUUUACUGAAGCAGCUGAUGGUCACUAAACUGUCCCAGUGUCAGUACGCUCUGCCUUUGCUUGUUCCUGAUCCAUUCACACAACAGAUUGAGUUUCCUCUCUGGACAUUCAGACAAAUCAACAAGAGCUGGAAGAUCAGAAACACCAACAAUGAAACCAUCAGUCAAACCCAUCCAGUCUACAAGGCAGAAACGCCAAUGGUGUCUUUCUUCAGGUUUGGCUCUGUGUCUUCAUCCAAGUCUCAGCUGAUGAACAGUCUGAUCAAUGAGAAACACAACACGUUCUUCCACAGGAACUGCCCAGGCAGCAGCAGAACCAGAGUCCUGAUGGAUGGAGUGGUGGAGAUCGCCUGGUUCUGCCCCUCUGGGAAAAACAUGGAUAAAUUCACUGAGUGUGUUGCGUUCUGUAAUCUACACGGUGAUGCAGGAGACCAUGAGAAACAACUGCAGAUCCUCACUGAAAUGGCCUCAGUCAAUGUUGUUCUUCUAUCACAACUGGACAGGAAUGACAGACAUGCAGAAAUAAUCCAAAACUUGUACACUAACAGGAAGCCACUCAUAUGUCUUUUCACUAUGGAUGAAUCUACUGUAAUUGAGACAGACAGAGGAAAAUACAAGAUUGGUCUGAAAGACAGAAAUCAGUCUGAUGUAAUUGAAGAAAUCAGAAGAGCUAUAAAUGAUUGUCUCUCUGAAUCAUCUUUCACUUUCAGACUUGAAGAUGUGUCCAAACACUCAGAUAUCAGAGUAGAUGAGGAAGAUGAUGAUGACUGCAGGAGAGGAAGAGGAGCAGCACAGCAGAUGAUGAGUUUACUGGAGAAGAAAGAUCUGACAGAAAUCAAAGAAUCAGUUCUGCCUCAUCAGGGGAAACUGUGGCAUCAGUGGAGUCAGAAGAACAAAGAACUACAUCGACCUCGAGGAGAUGACAUAGAAAUGGACAUCAGUAAAAAACAAAUAGAUCUGAAGAAUCGUGAACAGCAGCAUGAAUCUGACAUCAGUGAGUUUAUGAAGCUGUUUAUUAGACAAAUAAACUCACAUAAUAAACAUGAAAAUAUGUUUUUCAUUAAAUGGCUCGGAAUCCUUCUGGAUGAACAUACUUCAGCUGAUCUUUCUGUUCUACAUAACAAAUAUGAUGAAACGUGGUCAAUAGUAUUAAAACUGAAAGAGAAACAUAAUAAAUCUGAACAACUCAAAGCUGAACAAACUGAACUUGAGAGAAUAUCUGAGGAACUUCAAGCUGCAACCUUUGGUUUGGAGCACAUCAUGAGGGAGAUCAGUCAGAUCUAUGAAUCAUGUUCAUCUGUGAAGAAGAACAAGAAAGAUCUGCAGUUUAACUUCUCUUCUCUCCCGAGUUUUGCAGCAGAGAUGAUGAUCUCUGGAUUUCCACUGGAGCUGAUGGAUGGAGAUGCUGCUCAUGUUCCUCUGAUCUGGAUCUCUGCUGUUCUAGAUGAACUCAUCCAGAAACUGGGAGACCAGAGAGUCUUUGUGCUGUCAGUUUUAGGGAUUCAGAGCUCUGGGAAAUCCACCAUGCUGAAUGCCAUGUUUGGACUCCAGUUUGCCGUCAGUGCUGGCAGGUGCACCAGAGGAGCUUUCAUGCAGCUGAUCAGAGUGUCAGAUGAGCUGAAAAUGCAAAUGAAUUCUGACUAUAUUCUGGUUGUUGAUACUGAGGGUCUUCGUGCUCUAGAACUGGCUGGAAGAUCAACCAGACAUCAUGACAAUGAAUUGGCCACAUUUGUUGUAGGUCUCGGACACCUGACAUUGAUCAACAUCUUUGGAGAAAACCCAUCCGAGAUGCAGGACAUUCUUCAGAUUGUUGUUCAGGCUUUCAUGAGGAUGAAGAAGGUCAGACUGAAUCCCAGCUGUGCGUUUGUGCAUCAGAAUGUUUCAGAUGUCACAGCUGGAGAGAAAAACAUGGAGGGAAGGAGACGACUUCAGGAGAAACUGGAUGAGAUGACAAAACUUGCUGCUAAAGAAGAAGUCUAUGACGCAGAAUGUUUCAGUGAUAUUAUUAGAUUUGAUGUUCAGAAUGAUGUGAAGUAUUUUGCUCAGCUCUGGGAGGGCAGCCCACCCAUGGCACCACCAAACCCAAACUAUUGUGAGAAUAUUCAAGACCUCAAGAAGAUUAUUAUUCAUCAUGCCUCAAAUUCACACGGAAUGAUGUUAACACACUUGAAAGAUCGUAUUAAAGAUCUCUGGGAGGCUUUACUGAAUGAACGAUUCGUCUUCAGCUUCAGAAAUUCUCUGGAGAUUUGCUACAGGAAACUGGAGACCGAAUACAGCAAGUGGUCCUGGAGUCUUCGCAGUUCCAUGAUGGAAACUGAGAACAAACUACACAACCAAAUAGAAAAUGAAGCAAUUCAUGAGGUUAAGGAAAUUGAUCUUCAAAGAGAACUGAAGAAGUCAUGUGAAAAAGUGAAAAAAUCGAUGACAGAAUUCUUUGAGAAAGACAGAGAUAAAGAUACACUGAUUCAGUGGAAAACAUCAUUUGAAAUCAAAAUCAAAGAGCUUCAGGAAAACAUUGUGAGAGAAACCAUGAGGAAAUUAAAUGAGGUUCUUCAGCAGCGGGACCUGAAGAAAAAGAUUGAUGAUCAGAGGACACUUCAUGAAAACACUCUCUAUGAAAAGAGCAAAGAACUUGCCUUAAAACUCAAUGACAAAGCAAUUGAUGAAGAAACACUGAAGAAAGAGUUUGAUUUGUUUUGGAAACAGUGGAUGAAAAUGAUCAUCAGAGACACUCCAGCAAUCAAAGACAUUGACAUAAUGAGAGAUGUGAGAGAUAUCCUCAGUGACAUCUAUGAAAGUGCUCCUGUAGACCACUGGAGCAAGAUCAGUGAGUACAACAAAAUGUUCACUGUGCCCAGUUAUUCAGAUUAUGUUAUUUUCAAAAAAUCCACAAAAGGAGGUAUAAAAGAUGUUAUAAAGGAUGCAUACAGAACAGUUAAAGAAACAUUUGGAAAUAUUCAAACUCUCUCUCCAGAAGAAGAAACCCAAAUAAGAUCAUUAGUCACAGAUAUUACUCUGCAGACAGGCAAAAUGAUCCAGUCAUUUAACAUUUCAAAGAUGGGCUACAACAUCAGCUACAUUCAACAACUCAUAAGUUACAUCAAGGCAAGAUUAAUAGAGCAUCAGGAAGGAGCAGUGAAAUAUGUGUUCAAGAAUGAAUUCUUCAUGGAUUUGGUUCUUUCCAUCUUUAAGGAAGAAAACAAGAUGAUCACUGACCAACACAUUCUGUUCAGAGAAGCCAACGAUCCUGUAAUAUAUGUAGAGAAGAAGAGAGAAGAGUACUAUAGUAUUUUCCAGAAAUACUGUCAUGGAGCAACGUCCUCUGCCAUUUUUGGUGAGAUCAUCUGUCAGAAACUGAAAGAAUCCAUUGAGCAGAGUGUCUACAAGAAGACUGCCAGAGAUUUGGCAGAUGAGAUGAGGUCAAACUGUAAAUCACUGAAUGGAAACAGAUCAAAUCUGGAGAAACACAUCCUGAAGACACUGGCUGAAGAGGCGGAUUUUGACAAAUACAUGAACUACAUUCACAAUCCCAAAGAACACUUCAAAAGUUUCAUCAGAGAUGAAGUCAGUCGGUACAUCACUGAUAAGUUCAGUGUCAGUGUUUUACCCAAGAUUAAGGAGAACAUUGAACUCCUGCAGCAGAAGAUCAUGAAAGCAGCACAUGAAUCUACUAAACAUGUUCAUGUGAACAGUGGAGAUGUUGGUUUGUGGUUGAGGAGUUUCACACAGAAGCUCUCAGAUGUGCUGAUCUUCUCUGAAAAAGACCUCAGUGGAGUGAAUCAUGAUGAUGUUGAUGAUUUAAAUCUCUUAGAAGAUGUUAUAAGACAAGAACUUCCUCCUAUAAUGUCUAAUAUCCAGAAACAGUUCAACACAGAGACAUUUCCAGUAAAUCUGGACUCUAAGUUCAGACCAGAUGAGCUUCUCAUUGAUCACUUCUGUCGGUGCUGUUGGGUUCAGUGUCCAUUCUGUGCAGCCAUCUGCACCAAUACUAUAGAAAACCAUGAUGGAGAUCACAAUGUUCUUUUCCACAGAGUGACUGGAGUUUCUGGGUGGUUUUUUAGGAGGACAACAAACUUGUGUACUAACAUCUGCACAUCAUCAGUAUCAAGCAGCACUGAAUAUUUUUAUCCCAAUUCCUCAGAUUUGACAGUGCUCUAUAGAGAAUACAGAAGAGCAGGAGGAGUUUAUGCAAAGUGGAGCGUCACCCCUGAUCUGUCUGAUCUGCCCUACUGGAAGUGGUUUGUGUGUCGAUUCCAGAAAGACCUGGAAAAAUACUACAGUAAAACAUUUGCCGGUUAUGGAAUUAUCCCUAAAGAAUGGAGAAGAUAUGUAAUAAAGGAAGCUAUUGAGACUUUGGAUAAAUACAUAUAAUUGAAUCUGUGAACUGAUCUCCACUCUAAGUUUAUAGAUGUUGGAACAAAUGUAACAAGUAAUAUCUUUUUGUUUGGAAAGUCUGAUAAGUCCUUUGGAUAAGCUUGCAUUUUUUUAUUUAGAUUUCUGCAUUCAAGUAUAUGAUAACAUUAGAAAUUAUAUUUUGUGUGUAGUCAAUAUUAACAGGAAAUGCUCUUGAUAUCUUGCUGUCUGGCAAUACUGUAUACAUUUAUUUUAGAGGGUUUGAUCCUUUGAAUUCUUUCUCUUUUAUUAUUUUAAUCAGUAAGCAGCUUGUUUGAUAAUCCUGCAUAUUAAAUAAAUGUAAAUCCAAUACAAA
Messenger RNA from Megalobrama amblycephala (Wuchang bream), 5462 nucleotides. RefSeq names its product interferon-induced very large GTPase 1-like. The record is from RefSeq and is a predicted model, not a curated record. NCBI's taxonomy places the organism in Eukaryota, Metazoa, Chordata, Actinopteri, Cypriniformes, Xenocyprididae. Gene Ontology annotation, molecular function: GTP binding.